Molecule: messenger RNA, 2846 nt
Organism: Trichomycterus rosablanca
Lineage: Eukaryota; Metazoa; Chordata; Actinopteri; Siluriformes; Trichomycteridae
Gene: stxbp6l
Product: syntaxin binding protein 6 (amisyn), like
Exons: 7
Coding region: 796-1623 (275 amino acids)
Biological process (GO): exocytosis; Golgi to plasma membrane transport
Cellular component (GO): exocyst; plasma membrane
Molecular function (GO): phosphatidylinositol-4,5-bisphosphate binding
Source: RefSeq, a predicted model, not a curated record
UAAGGCUGCAUUUGUUUUCCAUGGAGUGAGGUGGUUAAAGUUCUGACUGACUGAACGCUAAUGCUCCCAAAGAAAACCCAUGCAGUCACAGUGAGAACAUGCAAACUUCACACUAAAAGUACCUGGACCCAGGACCUUCUGGCUGUGAUGCAACAGUGCUACCCACCGAUAUUAUUGAGCAUGCAUCAAGAGAAGGUCCUGGUAGGUUUUCACAACUAUCUUGAGCCAUGCUGACUGUAGUGCAUUGCACAGCUGCUGGAGGUGCCAGGACACCACCAUCGAGGUGCAAGUCUGGGGAAUUAGGGGGCAGGGUAGUACUUGGAAGUCUUGGUCAUGCUCUUCCACCAAAUGUGGGACGUUUCUUGCCGUGUGACGUGUCGCAUCAUCUUGCUGAAAGAUCCCAUCCGUGUACGAGGAUGCCAGGAUGGAUUCAUACUGAGUGGUUGAGAGAGCUUUCCACACCUUAUACCCACCAAGCAGCUCACCAAACAUGACUUCCUUCAUGAGCUACAUGCUGCAGCCGUUGAAAGUAGGAAGUGGUCAUAAUAAUGUGACUGUGUAUAAACGACAGAUGAAUAAUCAGUGACAGUUGUAAAUGUGUUAUAUCACUUUAAUCUGUGUUUACACGACAACAAGAGAGUCAGUCGGUCCUCAUCACAUGAUCACAUGAUCACAUCAGAUCAGAGCCGAGCGGAGAUCAGACCUUCAGUCAGAGAGAGAAACAGAGAAAUGGAUCCGUUUACUUUUACAUCUCACAAGUCUUCAUCCGACUGAGACUCAAGAACUGUGGUUGUGAUGAUGAACAUCCAGUCGUCUAUAAACAGAGAGAUCUUCACUCCGAGGGGUGAGAAGUUAUUACUGGUGAUCGAAGUGAGGAAGAGGAGGAGAAGAAGACUGACCUUCGGCCAUAAGAGCGACUACGCCACCUUCCUGUGUCUGUCAGUUACGAAUCGGAAGCCGCCGCAGGUUUUUCUAACCAAAGUGAAGCGGUACGAAUUCUCUCCUGGAUUUGAGAAACGAUCGCAGUGGAGUUUGGAGGAGCUCCGGCGUGUGGACGGCGUCGAUCCUGAACAGGACUCUCCGGAGUUUGAUCUGGUGUUUGAUCGAGUAUCUGAUCAGUGGAUCGCCGGAUCGACGGCAGAGAAAUGCAUGUUCGUACAAACCCUGUACCAGCUCUGUCAAAACUACUGGAGAAGUAAAACUGAGGCGAGCAGCACAGCGCCCCCCGCAGGUCAGAACACCCCCAGCACCUCCGCCUCCACCACCGCCACCGCUGGACCAUCAGCCACCUCAGAUGUCCAGAGAAAGAAACGCCGCCCUGCACCCAAACCAACAGAGUUCAUCAACUGUCAGGCGAAGCUGCUGGGAGAUUCCUGUUCCUUCAACAUGCUCGUGUACCGCUGCAAGAUCUUCCUGAACCGAAUGAGGAGCUCAGUGACCAGUGCACAGGACCAGACUCGACCCGGCACCCAAAAAACACUGACUGGUAAAGCCAGCAGGUCCAGGUCCAGUUCCUCACCUCCAGCACCGAGGAUUAUGGGUACUGCAGGUCAGAGGACCAGUAGUGUGUUGAGUGAACGAGGUGGUGAGAAACAGCUCGCUAAAACGUCCAAGAGCGGCUGAAGGAUGGAACCCUGUAAACGUCUCAGAUUCUUCUGUCCAAACAUAUACAGCUCAUCUAAAUAAUCAUUAAAAUCUAUCAAAUAAGUUGUAGAUUCAUGUAUGUAGUGAUUUUCUCACACUAAAUGUCACAUAUAUUUAUAAUUCAUUAAUAAUUCUACACUAAAGGUCAGAAGCAUAAAGUAGGAAAAGAUUCAAAAGCUACAGAAUUAAUCCUUUAUAUAUUAUUCAAUUAUUAUUAAUACAUUCAGUGUUUAUAAUGAUACUUUAAUCAUUUAAACUGUCUGACUGUGCAAAACAAACGAACUAAUCAGUUUACAGUCGUGUCUGAUUGUGUAAAUGUUAAUAAUGUGUGAAUGCUUUACAGAAGCUCUGAUAUUAUUAAUUAUUAUUAUUUAUUAUUAUUUAAAAUGUUAAGAAAUUGCUUCCAGUUUUAGUUUGGAUGUGCAGCCAACCAUCACAAAGCAAUGGCGGCGUAGAGACGAGAUAUGACAUAUUCAUGAACAUGGUACAGCAUUUUAUGCAGUUUAUUGUCGGGUGUCCACAUAUUUUUGCAACAUAGUGUAUUUUAUAAUAUUUACAACUAAAAGUCCUGGAGCUCCUGUGCUGAGGUGCUUUAUUCCCGAGUUUUGACUCUAUUUCUAACCACAGAUUCCAACUUCAAACCCAAAUUCUGGCUCUAACCCAACCUAUAUCCAUAUGCACCACAUAGCCAAAAGUAUUCGGACACCUAACCAUAAGCAUGCUCGCUUUACAUCACUGAUUUAUUACACCUGUUAGUCAUUGUUGUGACUGACGCACAUACUGAUUGAAACUUAGAAGGGGUGUCCCAAUACUUUUUAAACCAGACCAUUUAAACCUUAGACAUGACAUUACUGUAAGUCAGAAAGCAAAAUGAAAUAAUUAUAUUAUAUUAGAAGCAGAAUUGAUGUUAGAUUGAUCAGUGAUAAUGAUUCUGAAUAAAUCAUCAUGUUAAACCCAGACAGAUAUGAAGUGUGUGUAAGUGUGUGUGUGUGUGUGUGUGUGUGUGUGUGUGUGUGGAGCAACAAUGACUGAAUAAUGAAGCAUAAAUGUUGAUGUAUUUGUUCUGUUGUGGAUUAUUAAGCAUGUACAUUAAUUCAUGUCUUUAUUGUGUCUGUAAUAGUAUUUUUAAAUGUUUUAAAUGUUGUCGCUUGUCUUUUUGUCUUGUUAAUAAUUUUAUUUAAAUAAAUCAAAGACAAAAAUCA